Fulvia fulva is the source of this 771-nucleotide messenger RNA. RefSeq lists its product as uncharacterized. The coding region runs from base 1 to 771 and encodes 256 amino acids. Lineage: Eukaryota; Fungi; Ascomycota; Dothideomycetes; Mycosphaerellales; Mycosphaerellaceae. The transcript has 3 exons. The record is from RefSeq and is a predicted model, not a curated record.
AUGAAGUUUUCUCCCGCAGUCCUCGCCGCACUGCCCUUGGCCGCUGCGGCACCUCAGCAAGCCGAGCGCGUCAACGGGGUUCGCAAGCGUGCCGACCUCCCAUACUACCUGGAGUUCCACUACACGGGCGAUUUUAUCAAGGUCGGGGACGCAGAUCUUUUCGGUGCCAUCUGGCAGAAGGGCUACGGCAGUGGUGAUGCCACUGGUAUCGAGACGGACGAUUCGUACGACGUGUUCGGUUCCAAACUACGCUGUGUUAGCGACGACAAGCCAGACCUACAAGUUGGCGUAAAGCUGAAGGGCGACUGGGGUUUUGUGGAGGAAGUUCCCGGCAUCCAGGUUCGCAACCAGCUCGUCAAGUCGAUGUGGGAAAUGGUCCAGAAAAUCCAAGAGGAGGACGAUUUGGUGUACAAAAAAUGCCGCGGCUGCGGCCUUGGGGGCUGCUCUGACGAUCCUAAGGCGCUAUGUGGCGCUUUCCGCGAUGAUAUGUGUGACUGCAACAAGAAUGUUGGCGGUGGCAACGAGGCUGAUUUCCUCUGCUAUGACAAGAGCACCACCUACAAGGUUCCAACUGAGAUGACCCUCACGUUGUACAAUCGAGAUGGCAGCUUGCGCGCCGACAGCCUCGGAGUCAGCAUCACCAGCGCCGAGAUUGCGCAGCCAGCACUACAGUGCGGAAAACUUGGUGCUGCUACGGAAGUCAUUAUCGGCAUUAUUCCAGAGUUCGGCAAGUAUAUUGGAGACCAGCUCAAGAUUGCUUGCAGAAACUAG